Messenger RNA from Candidula unifasciata, 648 nucleotides. The record is from the annotation of a GenBank genome assembly. NCBI's taxonomy places the organism in Eukaryota, Metazoa, Mollusca, Gastropoda, Stylommatophora, Geomitridae.
AUGCUGGAGAAACACAGCAUGAAGGACUCGGACAAUGUGAGGGUUGUGGUGAGAUCUAGGCCUCUCAGUGACAGGGAGGUUGAGACACACAGCAAGAUUAUAGUCACGGUUGAUGAAGUCAGAGGUACAGUGACGGUGAAAAACCCUCAAGACUCCCCAAGUGAACCAGCAAAGGCUUUCACAUUUGACAUUGUCUUUGGGCCAGAUUGUAAACAACUGGAUGUCUACAACAGAGUGGCCAGGCCUGUUGUUGACUGUGUGCUCACUGGGUACAAUGGCACAAUCUUUGCUUAUGGUCAGACUGGGACAGGGAAAACAUUCACCAUGGAAGGUCUGAGAGCUAUCCCAGAGAAGAGAGGGAUUAUACCAAACUCCUUUGCUCACAUCUUUGGUCACAUUGCUAAAGCUGAAGAUAAUGUCAGGUUUUUGGUUCGAGUCUCAUACUUGGAGAUAUACAAUGAGGAAGUCCGAGAUUUGCUGGGCAAGGACCAGCAGCAGCGACUUGAGGUGAAAGAGAGACCAGAUGUUGGUGUCUACGUCAGGGACUUAUCUGCCUUUGUUGUCAAUAAUGCUGAUGACAUGGACCGAAUUAUGAUUUUAGGAAACAAAAACAGUAAGUCAUGUUGUUUCUUGCUCAACUUGAGUUGU